Molecule: messenger RNA, 1539 nt
Organism: Scedosporium apiospermum
Lineage: Eukaryota; Fungi; Ascomycota; Sordariomycetes; Microascales; Microascaceae
Exons: 4
Coding region: 1-1539 (512 amino acids)
Biological process (GO): transmembrane transport
Cellular component (GO): membrane
Molecular function (GO): transmembrane transporter activity
Source: RefSeq, a predicted model, not a curated record
AUGACGGAGAAAAACGACAUCGAACACGUUGGCUCUCAAGCUCACUCUGCCAAUGUUGGGGAAGUCAAGCAUGUUGAGCUGGGGAGUGAGGAUGUCGCGGCCAAGUUCCUGGCAGAGUUGGACGCAGCUAUCAAAGACGGUGAUAUCACUUCCGAAGAAGCCCGCAGGGUCCUAUGGAAGAUUGAUCUUAUUGUCUUACCGAUCAUAGCGGGUACCGUCAUCCUGAGUGCCGUCGACAAGGUUGUUAUUUCCAACGCCGCCAUAAUGGGCAUGAGAAGCGACCUCAAGCUAGUGGGAGAUCAAUAUUCCUGGGCCGGCAGCAUCUUUUAUUUUGGGUUUCUCAUCUUUGAAUGGCCAACAGCCAUCUUGAUCCAGCGUCUCCCCGUUGCCAAGUUGCUUGCCGCUAGUAUCUUGUCCUGGGCUAUUUUAAUGUUCUGCAGUGCUGCCACCCAAAACUUUGCCGGCCUCGCGGUAGUGCGCUUCAUAUUCGGGUGUGCGGAAGCCGGGGCAUUCCCAAUCUGUUCCAUUCUAACAGUCAUGUGGUAUUCGAACCGAGAGCAGCCUAUCCGUGUAGCCAUCUGGUAUAAUCAGUUUUCGUCCGUCUUCUCUGGUAUCGUCUCGUAUGGAAUCUCUCAGACCCACACAUCGCUCGCCCAAUGGCGCCUGCUCUUCAUCGUCCUGGGCGGCUUUACCGUCCUCUGGGCCGCCACUAUCUUCGCUUUUCUCCCCGACUCCCCCGUCUCGGCCUGGUGGUUGUCCUCUCGAGAACGAUACGUUGCUGUCCGUCGCGUUCAGAAGAACAACACUGGGAUAGAAGAUAAGAAGAUCAAAUGGUACCAAGUCACGGAACUGCUUCUAGAUCCUAAGACCUAUCUCCUUGCCUUGUUUGCGUGCGCGCAAAAUAUUCCCAACGGGGGUCUGGUCACGUUUUCUUCCAUCAUCGUUUCGGGGCUGGGGUACUCCGUCCCAAUUACAACUCUGCUUGGGAUGCCUACGGGCGUGAUUGCUACGGCAUGGCAAAUCGUCCUGGCUGUUCCCUGCGCCAAGUUGAAGAAUGUGCGUUGUAUGGUGAUUGCCCUGGCGAACAUUGUGCCCAUGGUGUGUGCCAUCUUGAUGUGGCAGCUGCCCAGGGAUAACCAGAUGGGGUUGCUAGCUGCAUACUACGUUUUCUACACCUACUGGGGCCCCUAUGUCAUGUCCACCUCCGUCCCCAUGGCUAAUGUCUCGGGCCACACCAAGAAAGUCACCAUGAACGCUAUCUACUUCCUUUCUUACUGCACCGGAAACAUUAUUGGCCCCCAAGUCUUCAGACAGAACGACGCCCCAAGUUAUACUAGAGGAUACACUGGCCUACUUAUUUGUCUCAUCGUCUCUUCGGUAUCUAUAUCUCUGUAUGGUUUGCUUUGCAAGCUAGAAAAUUCAAGGAAGGAUAAGCUUUACGGGCCAGCAGAUAUGGCACUGGGAGGCGAGGUAAUUGAGACCGAAGGGUUUUCGGACAAGACGGACAAAGAGAAGCCCGAAUUUAGGUACAUGUACUAG